UUGUUCAACCUGUGCAUCUACCAAGGGAACAAAGGUAGGGCGGUGCGAGCCGGGAUCGUACCUGCGUUGCUCCGAAUGCUGACCGAUUCGAGAGGGGCGGCAAUGGUGGACAAGGCAUUGACGAUACUGUCGGUGCUAUCGAGCAACGCUGAAGCGAAAGCGGCGAUCGUGAAGGUGAGCACGAUCCCGGUGCUGAUCGAUCUGUUGAGGACCGGGCAGCCGAGGGGGAAGGAGAACACGGUGGCGAUAUUGCUGUCGCUAUUUUUGGAGAAGAAGGAAAGGCUAUGA
This is a messenger RNA of Linum tenue, 288 nucleotides long. The record is from the annotation of a GenBank genome assembly. Lineage: Eukaryota; Viridiplantae; Streptophyta; Magnoliopsida; Malpighiales; Linaceae.